CGAGUAGGUGUCAAACCUCAGUUCUACAGUAACUUAUAUAAGUCACUCACACUGAGUCACUACAGACAUAUAAUCACUAUAAAUCAUAUCCUGAUUAGAGUUGUAUGUGACUCAUAGUCGUUACCAUAUAAUAUUUCUAUUUUCCUGCACACACUCCUCAAUCACCACUAAAUUUUUUUAAAUCUUUCAUCGAAGCAGAGUACAUACUACAACGAUUCAGACCAUUCCGUACUAACAUACAAAUCGUAAUAUUAAGGUAACGAUGAGUAGUGGAGAUUUAAGUCCGGAGGAACAAUACCGGUGGAUUACCAAAGACUUACCAGAAGUCUUAAAUGCCCAAAUCAUUAAGGAUGUAUUAGAGAAAGAACAAAGACAUUUGAAAAUUUAUUGGGGAACAGCUCCAACUGGUAGACCACAUUGUGGAUAUUUUGUUCCAAUGAUUAAAUUAGCUCAUUUCUUAAAGGCAGGAGCUGAAGUGAUUGUACUUUUGGCCGAUUUACAUGCAUUUUUAGAUAAUAUGAAGGCUCCAUUAGAAGUUGUUCAACAUCGAGCAAAAUAUUAUGAAUUUAUUGUUAAAGCUAUUUUAAAAUCUAUAAAUGUUCCAAUUAAUAAAUUAAAAUUUGUUGUGGGAUCAUCUUAUCAAUUAACUCCUGAAUAUACUUUAGAUAUUUUUAAACUUGCUAAUAAAGUAUCUCAAAAUGAUGCUAAAAGAGCUGGAGCAGAUGUUGUUAAACAAGUUGCAAAUCCUUUAUUAUCAGGAUUAAUUUAUCCAUUAAUGCAAGCACUUGAUGAACAACAUUUAGGAGUUGAUGCACAAUUUGGUGGAAUUGAUCAAAGAAAAAUUUUUGUAUUAGCUGAAGAAAAUUUACCAGGUAUUGGUUAUAAAAAGAGAGCUCAUUUAAUGAAUCAUAUGAUUCCUGGUUUAGGUCAAGGUGGUAAAAUGAGUGCAUCUGAUCCAAAUUCUAAAAUUGAUAUUAUUGAAGAACCAAAAAAUAUUAGAAAGAAAGUUAAUAGUGCUUAUUGUGCUCCAGGUGAUAUUAAAGAUAAUGGAUUAAUUGCAUUUGUUGAACAUGUAAUUCAACCAAUUCAAGAAUUAUUGGCCGAUAAAGAAGGAGUAUUUAAAUUUGAUAUUAAUAGACCUGAGAAAUAUGGUGGUCCAAUUACUUAUACUUCAGUUGAAGAAUUAAAGGAAGAUUUUGCUAGUGAAAAAUUAUCUCCUGUAGAUCUUAAAUCUGGUGUAGCUGAUAGAAUUGUCGAAUUAUUAGCUCCAAUUAAAGCUGAAUUUGAUGCAACUCCUGAAUUCCAAGCUGCUGAAAAGAGUGGAUACCCAGUUGCAACUCCAAAGGAAGAAAAAAAGGUUAAAAAGGUUAAGAAUAAAGGUUCAAAAUAUCCUGGUGCUGGUAAGGAAUCUACUCCAGAACCUGUAUCUGAAGUUGCUGAUAAGUUAGAAGCUACUAAAUUAGAAUAGAUUAUAGAGUCCUGUAUAUCUACUAUUCGAUAAUGUACAUCCGUUAUAUAAUACAAGUAAUACUAUAAAGUUCUGUGCUGCCAUAUGUCUUGUCUUUUGUCUCUCACUGUUUUGUCUAUUUUGUCGUUAUGUCUCGCUUACAUAAGCAGCACAAGAACCAAUCAACUGGUCGUGAAAAUGAAUGAAAAAUGCGUAAGAAAAAAUUGAUAGCCUAUAGAGCUCAU
Messenger RNA from Scheffersomyces amazonensis, 1692 nucleotides. RefSeq names its product tyrosine--tRNA ligase (gene TYS1). Gene Ontology annotation, molecular function: tyrosine-tRNA ligase activity; ATP binding. Gene Ontology annotation, cellular component: cytoplasm. Lineage: Eukaryota; Fungi; Ascomycota; Pichiomycetes; Serinales; Debaryomycetaceae. The transcript has a single exon. Gene Ontology annotation, biological process: tyrosyl-tRNA aminoacylation. Bases 263 to 1468 code for a protein of 401 amino acids. The record is from RefSeq and is a predicted model, not a curated record.